GUGGAAGUGUGCCUCUUUGCAAAUAAAAAUGAUAACUUGUGUGUGUGGGGGUAACGAACGGUGGUGAUGGUUUAUUUCAUUUUUCGGUCGCGGUUCCGGAAAAACGCAUUUUUAUCAAUUUUUUCAUCUUUUGUUUGAGCUAGUAGUGUGUAUAGUUUCCGAACGUUGCUGCGGCGGUGAGAUUCUCGAGCACAGGCUAAAUUUCGCAAAUUUUAGCGAACGGUGGAGUGCAAGCAUUUCCGAAGCUGGCUCGCUCGGUGGUGUAAAAAGUGCGAUUUUCCUCCAUUUGGGAGAGAUAUUUUUUUCUGUAGCGACGAACGAGGAAGAAGGAAUAGCUGAAGUUUUUUUUUUCUCGAGGAAGUGUGGAAGACUCCCGAUUGACAGUUGGGCGUUUGUUUUGGAGUUUUGGCGAAUGAAUUGCAUAAGUCAAAAGCGAGAAACGGGAGCAGUUCAUAAUAUUGGAGUUUCGGCUGAUCACGAUUUUUUUUGCAAGUGAUAAUCAAUACUAGUGCAAAAUUUUGGCGAAGCUAUCUGAGAGGUUGAACCCUUUUUGUGGUGCUCUUGAUAGAUCGGGAGGCAGCAGCGUGGUGUUGUAGUGUAUGGUACUGGAAGGAAUUGACAAGCAAAGUGUGGAAGGCAAAAAAUGAACUCAAAAUCUGACACCAAUCGGCAUGUAUUAACGAUUCAGGCGAAAAAGAAGCGUCAUAAGGCAGCGAAGAAAAAAGCCAAACAGCAGGCACAGCAAGCGGCACAAGCGGCAUCAGCUCAACAGCAAACGAGCCAGGUGUCGUCUCCCGAUAAUGAAAUGAAUCCGGUUCCGGUGAAUGACAAUCAGCAGUAUUCGAGCUUGAAUAGCAGCAACAAGAAAAAUAGUAGCUCCACGGAGACAAUUGAGGAUCGUGAUGAACGGCUGCUAGACGAUGGUGGCGGAUAUAGCAGUGACGAACGGGAAGGUGAGCAGGAGUGUCGGGAGGAUUACUGCCGAGGUGGGUAUCAUCCGGUCAAACUCGGUGACUUGUUUCUGCAGCGUUAUCACGUCAUCCGAAAGCUCGGGUGGGGUCACUUUUCGACGGUGUGGCUCAGUUGGGAUCUGGAAGAGAAACGAUACGUAGCGCUGAAGAUUGUGAAAUCAGCGCAACAUUUUACCGACACAGCUAAGGAUGAGAUCCAAAUUUUAAAAUCGAUAAGAAACGCCGACCCGACGGAUCCGAAGCGAAACAAAACGGUGCAACUGUUGAACGAUUUUCGGAUAACCGGUGUGAAUGGCACCCACAUUUGUAUGGUUUUUGAAGUGCUGGGACACAACCUGUUGAAGCUCAUCCUGAAGAGCAACUAUCGGGGAAUUCCGUUGCCCAACGUGAAAUCGAUCAUCCGGCAAGUGCUCGAAGGGCUGGAUUAUCUGCACACAAGGUGUAAAGUGAUUCACACUGAUAUCAAGCCGGAGAAUGUUCUGCUCUGUGUGGAUGAGAGUUACAUCCGAAAGCUUGCGUGCGAAGCAACGGAAAUGCAUACCAUGGGUUGCCGUUUGCCCUACUCACUGAUUUCAGCUGCCCCUCCGCAGUUCCAGGAGCAGCCACUUAGUCAAAAUAUGAGCAAAACUAAGAAGAAAAAACUGAAGAAAAAGGCCAAGAUGCAAACCGAACUAAUCCGACAACAAAUGGAGCACAUACAGCAGCUUGAGUUCGGUGGGAAAGCGGUUGAAAACGGUGAUAUGGAUGUGACUUCUAAAAAAAUGGACCAAGAGCAAACCGAUUGUGAAUCCUCGAUCGCAUCACCGGAAAGCCCCCGGCUGCUGAACGGUGACCGAUCUGGCACAGGGCCGGACUCAUCCGGCGAUGAAGAGGAACUUCCCACUCCGAAAAUUACAGCAAAAGUGGUGAGCGACAUUGCCAACACUUCCACCAAUUCAUCCAGCCCGGACCAAUCCGCUUCCAACAAUAAUGACGACUCGUCUCACGAGAAGGCUUCUUCUUCGUCGCUCCCGACCGCAUCUUCAUCCCAACCGGCGACGAACAAACUGGACAUUAGUGAAUCGAUGCGGAGAAUUCUGUCCAGUGUUACAGAACGCAAGGAUCCAGCCUUUGAGGUGUGUGAUGUCGAGGUUAAAAUUGCCGAUUUGGGCAAUGCCUGCUGGGUGGAUAAACACUUCACGGAGGACAUUCAGACGCGUCAGUACCGUUCGUUGGAGGUGAUCAUUGGCUCGGGGUACAACACAUCGGCCGACAUCUGGAGCACGGCUUGUAUGGCGUUCGAGCUGGCCACCGGAGAUUAUCUGUUCGAGCCGCACUCGGGUGACAAUUACUGUCGGGAUGAUGAUCACAUCGCUCACAUCAUCGAACUGUUGGGGCCGAUUCCGAAGCGCAUUGCGCUAUCUGGUCGGAUGUCGAAUCAUGCGUUCAAUUCGAAGGGCGAACUUCGGAACAUUACUGGUCUCAAGCCGUGGGGUCUUGUGGAUGUGCUGCGGGAGAAAUACGAGUGGGGACUGGAGGAUGCCAUCGAGUUUAGCGAUUUCCUCAGUCCCAUGCUGGAUUACGAUCCCAGGUCAAGGGCUACCGCCUCGCAGUGUCUACAGCACUCGUGGCUAAAGCACUAGGCUGGUAAAAAAGCAGUCAGGAGAAGCAUAAAACGAUGUAGAAGUGGUGAAAAUACGAUGUGCGUGUAUAAAAACGGUGAAGGCGAAAUUUGUUGAAUAUUAGCAAAAACAAAUUAAAUUAAAUGUAAUGAGUUGAAAAACUCGGUGACAAAUGAGCCAUAAAUGAUAUUGCAAGUGGACACACGGGAUACAUGCUGAAGGAGGACGUUUUGUGAAGUGAAAAAUAAGGGAGUGACUGCGGAUAACACCAUACAAUAGGAAAAUUACACACAACAACCAUCGGCAGAUUUCGGUCGGCAGCUAGUGUGGUACACAGAGAAGAGCCGAGGAUACUCACAGCGAACCGCCAACAAAGGACGAAUUUUACUUGCUUUUUCACAUGAAUAAAGAAAAUGUUUCAACUAGGUAAAAAAAGAAGAUACUAUGAGACAGCAAUAAAAGAAGGAAAAUCACCUAACCGAAACACAGUCUGGACAUUUUAUAUAAGCUUUCGAACAUAUAUUUGUAGAGAGAAAACAAACGAUAGACUCAGAGAGUCGUGAGUCAGAGCUUUUUGUCAGUACUACUACUGCUACUAACACUAAUAGUACUGCGUUUAUGAGUAUGGAAAUAUGCCACUGAAUGCUAUUUACUGUCUCUGUUGCUGCUGUAGAGGAGUUGAUGAGGAGCACCGGCGAAAGAUAUGACACGCUACACAGCACUCGAAGGAAACCGGUGAAGAUGGGGGUGGGGAGGCAGACAGAUAGGAAACCGAGUGCGGUUUUUAGUUCAUGCUCGAGGCAUAUACAUCAGUUAGUUGUUUAUGAGGUGGCCCUCUGCUGGAAAGGGAAUUCCAGAAACAGAUCUCGAAAGAACAAAAAAAAAAUACGGAAAAGCAACAAGAGAGGGAGGAAACAUGGCUCGCGUAGCUGGCAAAGGAUAAAAUGAACGACCAAUUUCUUUCUUCAUCAUUUUUGUCGUUUCAGCUCUACUGGCAAUGUUUCGGAUGAACUAGUUUUCCCCUUUUGUAGUUGUGUAGUGAGUCUUAGCGCGGGCUAGCCGGGUGGCUCUGUGCGGCGAGGGGAAAUUCUGAACGGCAAGUAUGGCCUAUAGGGAUCUGCGACGAUAAAAUGUCAUUAUCAAACAAAUUAACAAUAACGUUAGUAACUUAUAAUAGUUAGCUGGAUGAAAUAAGAGUAUAGUACCCGUCGCAGUGUUAGUGGGUAAUACGAGAUGAAACUGUGUAAUCCUAUAUUGUUGAUAUAUAAAAAACUAAGCGUGGAAAUCAUGUCACAUACAGGCACUUUUUAAAGGAUAAUAAAUAUUUAAUAGGGAAAAAACAACAACAAACGUUAGCGUCACAACAUUAUUGCAAUCAUACAUAGAGAAAUUACAUACAUUUUACACCCUUUCACCCCCCAUUCAUCCAUCCAUCCAUGCAUUCAGAACACACAGGUGGAUACAUCGGUGGGUAUCCAGAGGAAAACUAACACGGACACAUACACAUUGAGUACAUACUCGUAUAAUCUGAUAGAAAAACGAGAUUGAGCGCGGUGUUAACUUUAUGAGGUUUCUCUCGAGAAAAAGAACAGUGCAAAUGGCAUUGGUGUAAUGAUAAUACUAGGGGAAUAACCUGUUAACCGGUAGGGUCAUCUGCCAAAGGUGCAGUGGGUGUACAGGUAGGUGCACAUAGUAAAUUAAUGCAGAUAUCAAAAGUCACGAUUGGACAAUUGCUCACUUGAACACUGCCGGUUAACAAAACAAAAAAAGGCCUUUUGCAGACUCGGGUUUGAUUUUGAACAGGUCAGUGUGGGUUUCUAAGUUGGAUGGCUAUCAAAUGAGUGAAUAACGUUCAUGAUUUGAUUCUAGGAUAAAUUCCAUAGAUGGUACCGCAUUUGCACUUCGGAAAGAGCUCCAGUUACAUUCGGGAGAAGUAUUCAUUUUGGUGCAAUGUCCGCUCUCCUGUGUGCAGGAUGAUCCAUGUCCGGUAUCCUAUAUAGAGAAUGAGAUUCUUGUUGUAUAUGGUCGGUGUUAAGCCAGAAGGGACAAAUUCGCUAAAUUAAAAAUUUCGAGUUAUUGAUUGCUUUAGGUUGAGCAUUUCGUAAGCUACAUGUCACAUUUAUCAGAUUCGGUAAAUCACGCAUACAGCAGGAAUAACGUGUCGAAAUUGUUUUGAAUGAUCAACGAAAACCGCUUACAGCACUAAACUUCAACCUCGUUUUUCUCGAAAUCAUAAAAAAGUCACAUGGUCCGAUCUGACUUAACACCGACUAUAUGAGAGGCUUGCAUUGAAAAAUAGUCAAUUUUCGGAUGACUAUAAAAUAAAACUACAAAAGAUAAUUUAAUGGGAUAAAUUUCUUAUAAAACAUAAUUUUAUUGACCAUAUUACUAAAAUAAUUCGGCGCCCUGUCGCGGUCUUCCGGCAGUUGGCUAUUGGUUCGCCAUUGUUGUGGAAAAGGUAUUUGUUAGGGUGUUGUACCUUCCAGUUCUUCCUUAGCUUCAUUUAUCAGUUCCUUCUUUUUUUUGCCACUAAAUUGUUUGAUUAGACCCUCCGCUUCAGGUUUGCCCAUAAAUAUUCGGUGGGACAAACGUUCGGGGGGUUGACGGAUUUCGGAACAAUGGGCCUGAUCACAAACGUCACUUCACGGUGGAAAAGAGUUGAAGUGUAUGUAACCUUGCAUAAAAAUCAUUUCAUUUUCACCGUGAAGUGAUGCUCGUGACCAGGCCCAAUAUCUAUCUUCAAGCGGUUCAUCUCCUCCAGCGACUUCUUCGCAUAAUGGACGGAGACCAGGUCCGGUUAAAGAAGCACAUCUUUGUCCGGAUGAUAUUUUUGGAUGGAAGAAGCAACUUCCAACAGGCACUUUGUGCCAUUAAUCUCCCCGUUCACCGCAUGUCUCGAGAAGAAGAAGAGCGGCUUUGACAUACCCUUUUCGCUGAUUGUUAGGGUAGGUUUAGACUAGUGAUAUAUUCAUGUGAAGAAAUAUGAUGAGAUUUAUAGAAAUCGCAUCAACCGUUUACACUAGGUGAACUUCUAUAAUGAAUAUAUUCAUAUUUUCGGUGAAUUUAUUCACCUGAAGUAGAACUGCAUCCAACAUAAGUGAUUUCUCACCAGUGAGAAAUUCACAAGCGUUUACAUAUGCUGAAUUUAUUCAAGUUAUAUAUACCUCGAAUAAGUGUAUCAUAUUUAUUCUCACCCGUUUACACCUAUUUUCACGUGAAUAAAUCCAUCUAUAGCUAUAGAUCUCCCGAAUGUAAACCCGCCAUUAGUCACAGAAGCACCUUCUUUGGGAACUUGGAUCUCUGUCAGUCUUUACCAUCCAGCGUUAAAUACGUCCCGUCGUCCAUGACAACCGCGACGUUCCGCUUCACCGGAAAAAUUUCAUUCUCCGUCACUCUCAGUCUUUGUUUCUGUGUCACAGUUUGCUGUUCCGACACGGCCGGUCUUGACUCACUUAUUCGCAUGAUGAUGUCCAUCUCCUCUAGGCAACUGCAACCCGAUCUGUGUCGGCGCAGCCCGAUCUGUAUCGGCGAUGCCAAUCGCAUCUCCAAUUCUGCUCUGCAAAUUGAGACAACUCAAAUGUGAUGAAAUCGUUAAGUUUUCAUCUGUCAUCAGAAACUGCAUAAUCGCUAGCAGCGAUGCCGUUUCUUCAACUACUGAAAUAAAUCAUAUGUGGAGCAAUUUAUGAAAAACGUUUCUCAAAUAAACAACUUUACAUGAGAUUUUUCUUAACAUGAGCGAAAUUAGAAAAUAAAACUUUCACAAUAAUUAGCCAAAACUGAAACUGAAAUAAACAAAUUUUCCAUUUCAGUUAUCCAUUCUAUUUUUUGGCAUUUAAAUCUUCGUAUAGCCCACCUUCAUAGAAUAUUUAUCACAGUUCGUUUUUGAGGAAGAAUUGGGGCGAUAUUCACUCAACUAACGGUUCAUCAAGUCAUCAAGUCAUAAAAUUUAGUUCGUGGUUGCGCAAUGUAUAUUUGUUCACAUUGAUGGAAUAAUCUUUAAAACCUCAAGAUACGUUAAAUGAAUGCUCUAUAUAUAACAAUUAUUAUAAAUAAUCUAUCAAGCAUUGCUCAAAAUGAAGUAAUGAAUUUUAGUUUUCUUCAAUAUGAUUGUGAAGACAUUUGAAGACAUUUUUUCGUACCAUGUGAAAACAUCUGAAAACAUCACCUGGCAUCCAAGAUAGAAACUCAACGAACGCAGAAAAUAAAAUGUCAACAGCAAUUGAACGAAAAGGUUGCCGGCACAAUUCGCGCGCGACUCGACAUGCUAGGUUGAAUCAAAAAAGUUGGUUCGUCCUAAGUUGCUAGGUGCCUAGUGUGUUUGCUCCCAUUUGAUUACACAUGCUAUGACCUAUUCGUUAAGUUGCUUUCCAACUUAGGUUGCCUAGUGUGUAGAUGCCCUUAAGGUCUGAUUCAUGCGGAUAGAAUCGAAUUGGUUGUUAGAAAGUAUCCAAUAGAAAUGUCAAAAGAGAUCCAAUAAUCAGGAGAGGAAAAACGUGUUACUCUUCUUAUAAUGAUCUACUACAUAGAUAAAGUAUUUUCAUCAAAGGCAAAAUGAAUCAAAAUCAAUAAAAAUGCAAAUGCAUCAAUUGAUGCUAGCGUUCAUAAUCAUGAAGAUAUAGCUGAUAUUUUGGCAGGAACUGAAAUUUCAGUAUAAUUGAUAUAAAUUAAACCCAUUUACGAUUCAAUUUCACUUCCCGCCAAAAUUUAUUAUUUUUCAUGUGUUCCCGGAUGCUACAAAAAUAUUUUUCUUUCGUUAAAACAAAAAUAUGAACUACACAAAUUACAACAUUUAUUCAAUUCGAGUUCGUAUAAAAGACAAUAAAAAUCAGAUUCAAUGAACAAUACUUAAAUGAACAUAUUUUCACAUUUCAUGCAAUUUGUAAUUAGAAUAUUCUGAAUGUAUCAAAAUUGUAUCAUACAAACAGAAAAACUACCUUUGAUUUUGGCAAAACAUUUUGGUGUUUUGACUUUUCCCUGGACCGAAGGGUAGAAUUUUGCAUGACUAUUGAAAACUUUCGGAAUUCCGCACUCAGAUUCUGCGAUGUUGUCAUCACUCCAUGGAUCAGCAUCUUCCCGUAUGAAAUCCACUUAGUUUUGAAUAUAGCGGCAAAAUCAUCUGCGCUACAUAUUGGUAAUUAGGCCGAUUAUUUGACAAUCGGCCUAAUUAUUGGAAAGGGGUUUAGAAGUUUCACCAUGUUCCCUUUUCGGUUGAGCUGAAACAAUGCUACUCCACAGACACGAGAACCCUUGCUCGGAAUAAGUUUGUCGUCUCCACGAAAACCGGCACAGUGCAUUUGUAUGAACGCAUUCGAGGGAAAGCGAUGGAAGCUUACGCAAUUAUUACGCAAAUAAAUAUUACUCGUAUUCGGACAGUCUUUCACUGAACAGUGCAUUUUUAACCCCCCUGUACUCGCGUGCAAAAUCAUAAAGUGCGCUACGCAUACACCGUCCUGUCAUCGUGAAGUCAACGUAAAGGGAUGAAAUGUCAAAUAUUCUCCCAUGAAAAUCAUAUGGUAGCAUUCACAUUAGAGAUGGGCAAACCGUUCACGAACGGUACGAAAGAACUAGUUCGCCGAAAAGAGUGAACGAGCGGUUUUCAAAGAACGAUAGUUCUCCCCCCGAACUGAAUGCGAGCGAACGGUUUGUGAACGAACUGAUUCCGUAAGAACGGUUUGCGAGUGAACUGUUGGAGAGUGAACUGUUUGUGAACGAACUGUUUGCGAGUGAACUGUAUGGGAAAGAACUGAGUGAGAGUGAACUGUUUGGGAACGAACUGUUUGAGAACGAAGUGUUUGCGGGCAAAUUGUUUGCGAACGAACGAGUGCAGCUGAACUGAUUUGCGCUGGGCGGGAUGGAUAAAUAUAACGAGAAUGCUUGUAAGGAAAAUAAAACGAUUUGUCUUUAUGAACAAAAUGCGUGUAACGCAGGGUUUAUUUUGUUAAUGUAUUCUCAAUUUUGGGUUGAAAAAUUAAAUUAGAUUUUUAAAAGUUUUAAAAGCAAAACUUCAUAUACAUAUCAUAUACUUUCCAAUUAUCAGAAAAAAUCUGGGGGAAGCUCGGGUGAUUCAUGGAUUAAGUAAACAUAAAAUUUUAUAGUGAGGGUAUGUUGAGAAAAAAGUUUUUUCGUUGCUUUCAAUUCAUUGUUUGGCCUAUUGCGUGAACCUGUGUGUUUUCCAAAAAGAGUAUAUGAAAAAUUGCACAUAUUUUGUGCGCAUCAAAUUAUUACAUAAACUUUUGUUUAUGUAAUAUAUUUUCACAUACAGUUUGCGACUUUUAAUGAAGCAGCUUAUCUUUCCCCACGACAUUUCAAAAAUAUAAAUCCCAUACGUACACUAUCCAAUCCAACGAUAUCAAUAUUGAUGCUGCUGUCUAUUGAUGUUGGGUUCCAGCCAACAUUUUGUGUUGUUCCUAGUUACUUGUUACUGUUCAAGUUACUUGUACCAGUAUCGAACAAGUAAUUGGCCUCUAACUUGAACAGAGUGUCUGUUCUCUAUUCAAUGGAUAAAGGGUGUGUCACAUCAAAUUGCAUCACGGAAAAAACGCUGUAGAAAUUCGCCCAGUAGACCGAUCCUUUUGAAAAUUUUAGACAGUAAAAUAAAAACUAUUAAACAACUUUUGGCAUUUUCUUUUUAAUCAUACUUCGAGCCCAAGCCCGUAUGCUCGCACCUUCCUCUUUACCCCGUCCAUAAGGUUCUGUACAACGUCAGGUUGUAGUUCUUUUUUAACAGAAAUCCAUUUUCUCUUGAAGUCCGCCUCCGAUUUGACAACUUUUGGGUUCUUCCGGAGGGCCUGCUUCAUAAUCGCCCAAUAUUUCUCUAUUGGGCGAAGCUCCGGCGCGUUGGGCGGGUUCAUUUCCUUUGGCACGAAGGUGACCCCGUUGGCUUCAUACCACUCCAACACGUCCUUUGAAUAGUGGCACGAAGCGAGAUCCGGCCAGAAGAUGGUCGGGCCCUCGUGCUGCUUCAAUAAUGGUAGUAAGCGCUUCUGUAGGCACUCCUUAAGGUAAACCUGCCCGUUUACCGUGCCGGUCAUCACGAAGGGGGCGCUCCGCUUUCCGCAAGAGCAGAUCGCUUGCCACACCAUGUACUUUUUGACAAACUUGGAUAGUUUCUGCUUGCGAAUCUCCUCCGGAACGCUGAAUUUGUCCUCUGCGGAGAAGAACAACAAGCCCGGCAGCUGACGAAAGUCCGCUUUGACGUAGGUUUCGUCGUCCAUUACCAGGCAAUGCGGCUUCGUCAGCAUUUCGGUGUACAGCUUCCGGGCUCGCGUCUUCCCCACCAUGUUUUGCCUUUCGUCGCGGUUAGGAGCCUUCUGAACCUUGUAUGUACGCAGGCCCUCCCGCUGCUUGGUCCGCUGGACGAAUGAACUUGACAAAUUCAGUUUAUUGGCGACAUCCCGGACCGAACUUCUCGGAUCACGUCUAAACUGCUUAACUACGCGCUUGUGAUCUUUUUCACUGACGGAGCAUCCAUUUUUGCCGUUCUUCACCUUCCGGUCGAUGGUUAGGUUCUCGAAGUAUCGUUUUAGUACUCUGCUGACCGUGGAUUGGACGAUUCCCAGCAUCUUACCGAUGUCCCGAUGUGACAAUUCCGGAUUCUCGAAAUGAGUGUACAAGAUUAAUUCACGACGCUCUUUUUCGUUCGACGACAAUUUACGAAAAAUUGACAGUGAAGCAUGGCCAACGUGAUAUAUACACUCUUAUCUGAUUAUAAAACCAAAGCUGAAGAUAUAAUUCCUAAAAAUUAAAUUUCUACAGCGUUUUUUCCGUGAUGCAAUUUGAUGUGACACACCCUUUACUUCAACUAGAGCGCUGACUGGCAUCGUCUAAAGGCUGAUUUUGAGACACUCUCCUUGAGAAACGACACUCCCUUAAUCUAAUUUAUAUGUCAAACACCAGCAGUAUUGCCAAACGGUUUGUAAAACCUAGCACUACAAUAUUUUGCGCACUAUUUUGCUUCAAAUUUAUUCAUGUACCACAGAAGUCAAAACACACAAAAUUCAAGUCUCAGGAUUUCCUUUGAUUUAAACAUCCGACGCAACUGCUUUUCUAUAAUAUAUGGCAAAUUAGCAACACAGAAGACAACUAAUUUAAUAAUAAUGGUUGGAGUAAAAGGAAAUGUCGUAUUUCUGAUCGAAAUUUAACGCUUUAUUUAACAUACUUAAAAUUAUCCAAUUUAAGACAAAUAUGCGCCGUUUUGUUCGCAAACUUGUUGCCAUUUAGAAGGCAACUUCAUUAUCCUCCCCUCCAUAUAUCCACUUUUCAUCACCAGUCACACUCUUCUUCAAAAAUGGGUCGAGUUCGUUCCGUUUCAGCAGUGCAUCGCAGGCGUUGAUUCGGUCUAAAAGUUUUUUUUUGCGUAAACUCGUGUGGAACCCAUACAUCCAGCUUUUUUUGGAAUCCAAUCUUCUGCAAAUGGUUCCAAACGGUUUUAUGGUCUAUGUCCAGUUCCUGGCCAAUCGAGCGAGUGCUCACAUGCCGGUCUGCUUGGAUGAUUUCAACGAUUUUAUCGGUUUCCACGACGAUUGGCCUACCAGUUCGGGGUGUAUCUUCGACAGUCACUAUACCAAAACGAAAUCGGCCAAACCAACGCUGUCCUAUGCGAAUCGUUACAGUAUCGGAUCCAUAAACUACACGAUUUUUUUUCGGUCACCUUCGUUGCAGUUUUACCUCGCAGGUAGUAAAAACGUUAAAUAUGGCGAAUUUCUUGCUUGGUGGACUCCAUUUUUGACGCGCUAUAACUUGAGACUGAAAAGGACAAUCACAACACUUGUAGCACAGAUUGUCGUUCUUAAAUAGCCGUAGAGUAUGACCCGAUGCGAUAAGUACAACACAAGAUAUGUUUAAAUGUUGUCAUAUAUUGACAAUAUACGACAUUUCUUUUUCCCCAACCCAAUACAAUAUCUAUUUUUGUGCAUAGAAUAAUCAAUUAUACAAUUUCCAUUUUGUUCGAUGACAUUUUUCCAUCUUUCUGGCAGCUUCAUAAUUCCACGCUUGUACAAAAAACUGAUUCAAGUGCGAUUCCACAGUUUCAUCAUCAUUGAAAGUUGUACUAUUCAAGUAGUUCUGCAAAGAUCGAAACAAAUAGAAAUCUGAUGGUGCAAGGUCAGGGCUAUAUGGUGGAAGUAACGUUAAUUCCCAACCAAGCUCCAUUAAUUUUAAGCGGGUGACCAAAGAUGUGUGUGUGGUCUGGCGUUAUCCUGGUGGAAGAUGGCACCCUUACGGUUAACGAGACUUCCGUAUUGAUCCAAGGCUCAACAAAUAUCACUCCUUUCCAAUUCAAAAUAGAGCUUGAGUUUGAGCUUGGGUACACUGUACAUUUCGUAGUUGCUCUCCGUGAUUGACCUGAACCAGCGAAAUUGCACAAAGGACACGCUGAAUGACGCUUGGGAGCAGCAAACCAUUUUCACUCAUUGUGCAAGUUUCGGUAAUUCGCACUCCUUUCCAUAACAAAAUUGGAAGCAAAAUCUUCUUUUGCUGAAUAUCAGCUUUCGAAGUGGUUUGUGGUGGAUCAUCAUGCUUGGACCAUGAUCGUUUUCGAUUAACAUUAUUGUAAACAAUCCAUUUUUCCUCGCCAAUAAUUAUUCGCUUCGAAAAAAGAUUGAACUAAUUGCGUUUGAGAUGCAUAUCUCAAACAUCGAGAUAAAGCGUAAUGAAUUUCUUCCAAUUCAUGCGGUACCCAAAUCAUGUUUUUUAACGAAUCCAAGGCGUUUUAUAAAGGGUUUUUCUUUAAGAGCGGUACAAUUUUUUUUUAAAUAAAACAAAAACGGUUUUUUUUAUCCCUUUUGUUUUUAUUUUAGGCUCUUUAGCAUUUUAGCUGUAACAGAGCCGAAUUUUAAUCGUGUACAUGUCACAUAUUUAUCAUAUCUAUAAUUAGCACAUUACACAGUUGCCAUUUUUCGGCGUUAGAGUAUCCCCUUCUAUACCAUUGCAAAUGGUACAAAUUUACACAGUAGCCUAGUUUUCUAUCUGUUCUUCCAUUAUCCAGUUAGGACUGGACAGCGGAGACAGUCGUUGAUCCAUUGUUGAGUUAUUUAUAGAAAAGCAGCCCGAUGUUUCUUGCAGAGCAGAGCAGUUGUAUGGAUGAAUCGAUCUUAUUUCGACCGUGGAUCGAUCUCCAUCGCUGAUGAUUGUUGCGUGGACGUAGUUAUUCUGUAACAACACAAAGAUGGUCAAUGGGGGCCCUGUGUUUUGAACUCACGAUCGAUCGCUUACUAAGCGAACGCGCAACCAAUGUGGCUACGGAGAAUCGUCGUUGGCUUGUUGGCAUAGACCAUAGACUUGACGUAGCUCCACAGGAAAUAGGAAACGGCGUCAAAUCGUAGGAACGAUGCGGCCAAUUGACUGGACCAUUUCGUGAGAUAACACGCUCACCAAACUUGGUUUUCAAUAAAUCGCUUGUUAGAAUCGCUGUGUGGCUUGUGGCGCCGUCCUGUUGAAAUCACCUUUUGUCCAAAUCCAUAUCAUCCAAUUCGGGCCAAAAAUAUUCGGCGGUAGCGAUUCCCAUUCACAGUAUCGUGCCGCUCUUGAUCAUCACGGAAGAAAUACGGCCCAAUGACGCCGCCGGACCAUAAACCGCACUAUUUUUUCGGGAUGCAAUGGUGACUCAUGGAGUACUGACCAAUAACGCAUAUUUUGCUUGUUGACGAAGCCAUUCAGCCCGAAAUGAGCCUCAUCGCUAAAGAUUAUUUUUCGAUGAAAAUCCGGAUCAUUUUCAAAUUGUUACUCAGCCCAAUUCACGAACAUACGACGCUUCUGGUGGUCAAGCGGCUUCAAUUCUUGCAUCAAUUCUAUCUUGUAAGGAUGUAGGCCAAGAUCUUUUCGCGAAAUUCGCCACGAAAAGACACUUGAGAACGACGUGUGAGAGACUGAUUUGGUUCUCCUAAAGUAGAGGCCAUUGACUCCGAAUUUCGGUAGUAAAUUUUAACUUUUGUAUUUCUACUUUUGUAGCGUCCCUAUUGAAAUACCCGUUACAUGCUUCUUAUACAUGCUACAUCUUUUAAAAUUCGUGUCUCUUCUUAAUCCUAGCCAGAUUCCAUGCUAAAUGUGUCACUAAAUCCAAAGGAAAUCAGAAUAUUACCACAGAAUGCAUGGAACUUCAAAAUAGAAACCUACUUCGAAUCUAAUUGUGAAUUACAAUAUUCGUAUUCGUUUAGUUUUUUUUUUGUAACAAACGUUAGAGAAACGGGAGUACCACAAUAGUAUCAUCAGAACAACAUGAACAUUCAUGAAUAUUGUAGAUUCAAUUCGAAAGAGAUCUUGUAUCGACAGUGAUUUGCGUUGUUAUUUUGAAUUGUUGAACAAAUUUAGAACAGAAUACAUUCCCAAAAUUUUCUUGCAACGUCCAUAUCUCGUCGAACAUUGAGUUAAAUUAUGUGCAUUUGAUUUCAACAUAUAAAAACCGUUUGUGAGUGAGAAAGGUUGAAAGGUAUUUCGAGGUCAAUUGCGAUUGAUUGCUCCAAAUAUAAUGCUGCACCAUGAGCGACGGCAUUGUUCGACGGCUUUUCCGUGAGAUACAGGUAAAAAAAUACCACGUGGAUUGAAUUUCAUAUGAUAGCCCAAAUCACAAGAGAGAUACAUUCGUUUGUAUCAUUUUUUUUGAACGGCGAUGUAUUUCGAGCAUAAUUAGGUGCACUUCAUUCUAGCAUGCUCUAACGAUUAGCUUUAUACCCAGCCAGAGCAUGCAAAAGGGCCUCCAUCGAUUUCCGCUUAUGAGUUAACCCCAUUAUCGAAGACCACCGAUGCCAUUUUUGCGCUCCAUAUUUGACCUACAUUACUUUUGCCAAACGGAAUUCGCUAACAUAUUGACACCGCGCCAGAAUGUGGUCACAAGGUUGGAAGACGAGGAAUGUAAAACACAGAAUAGAGGGAAAAAAUUAAAGUAAGGACACCGCAAAACAUCAAAUCAACCCAACAAUCGAACUAAGCAUGGCAGAACUAAAUGCAAACAAAAACGAGAGAUAGAGGAUUUAAUGUCAUUACGUUCUUUCAGUUGAUCGGUUUCUAUUUUUUCAUAUCCAUACGUAUAUAACUGUUGGCUGUCUCGUUAAUGGUGGAUCAGAUUAAUAUUACUGCCACGUUGUUCGCCAUUGUCACUAGGAUAGUGUCCAGAUGGAGGGAAUUUUUUUGUUGUGUAAUGUGAACGCAGGAUUUUAUACACCACACAAAUGGAGAGAGAGAGAGAAAGAGUUUAAUUAGGGACACUUUGGCGCAACGUGGCGGAAAAGCAAGCAAAGUAUGUAAUUCAAAUGAAAAGCGCCAGUAUGCAGUAUCAUAUUAAGCCCCGUCAAAGCAGGAAAAUAACACAGUAAAUAAGCGAAAGCCUAGGGAAUGUUAUAUUGAUUUAUACGGAUGACAGAGACACAGAGCCAGAAAAAUGAUGUUUUCCUUUCUUACUGUUUAAAUUAUUUAUUUUAAAUAAUAUUGACAUAAACUAGUAAGGAAGCUGUAAUAAUAAUUAUAAAUAAAACAACAAAUGGAAACCAAUUUGUAGAGAAGUAGUGAGUAAAUUAAUAAUAAAUGAUUAUCAUUAAAACACA
Molecule: messenger RNA, 15108 nt
Organism: Toxorhynchites rutilus septentrionalis
Lineage: Eukaryota; Metazoa; Arthropoda; Insecta; Diptera; Culicidae
Gene: SRPK
Product: SRSF protein kinase 3
Exons: 3
Coding region: 644-2593 (649 amino acids)
Biological process (GO): protein phosphorylation; spliceosomal complex assembly; regulation of mRNA processing
Molecular function (GO): ATP binding; protein kinase activity
Source: RefSeq, a predicted model, not a curated record